AUGGCGGACACAGACCUUUUCAUGGAGUGUGAGGAGGAGGAGCUGGAGCCAUGGCAGAAGAUCAGUGAUGUCAUCGAAGACUCUGUGGUGGAGGAUUAUAAUUCUGUGGAUAAAACUGCUACAGCUGGGAAUCCCCUGGUACAGCAAGGUGGGCAGUCCUUAAUCCUCACCCAGAACCCUCCCUCAGGGCUGGGCACGGUGGUCACUCAGCCUGUGCUGCGGCCAGUGCAGAUCAUGCAGAAUGCCAACCACGUCACCAGCUCCCCAGUGACCAAUCAGCCCAUCUUCAUCACCACCCAGGGAUUUCCUGUGAGGAACGUGAGGCCCGUACAGAACACAAUGAACCAGGUUGGGAUUGUUCUGAAUGUUCAGCAAGGACAGACAGUGAGACCCAUCACCCUCGUCCCAGCCCCAGGUACCCAGUUUGUGAAACCAGCAGUUGGUGUUCCUCAGGUGUUCUCCCAGGUGGCCCAGGUGAGACCAGGUGCCACCAUGCCGGUGCGACCCACCACCAACACUUUCACCACGGUCAUUCCAGCCACGCUAACCAUCCGGAGCACAGUUCCACAGUCCCAGGCACCACAGCAAAGUAAGUCCUCUCCCAGCACCUCUACAACUCCUACUGCAGCGCAGCCAACACCUGUGGGACACUUCCCUGUGGGCCAGGCACAGCCAGGGCAAUCCAGUCAAGCUCCUAAUCCCAAAUUAGUGAGCAUUGCCAGUUUUGUGACUGUGAAGAGACCUGGAGUGACAGGGGAGAACAGCAAUGAGGUUGCUAAGCUAGUGAACACCCUGAACACAGUUCCCUCGUUGGGGCAGACCCCAGGCCCCCUGGGGGUGUCCAACAGCAGCCCUGUCCAUGCUUCCCAGAGGUCCAGCGUGUCAGAGUCGUCAUCCUCAUCCUCAUCCUUGAAAGUCAGUUCCUCUCCUGUUCCCACCUUUGACCUGCAAGACGGUGGCAGGAAGGUUUGCCCAAGGUGUGAUGCUCAGUUUCGAGUCACUGAAGCUCUCAGAGGACACAUGUGUUAUUGCUGCCCCGAAAUGGUUGAAUUCCUCAAGAAAAGGAAAUCCCUGGAAUCCGAACCAAAUCUCCAGUCUGCCAAACCUCCCUCCCCAGAGAAAACCACAGCUGUUGCCUCCCCACCCUCCUGCACCCCCAUCCCUGCCCUGUCCCCGCCGGCCAAAGCUCCAGAGCCAGGUGAAGGUGGAGCUGACUCGGCCCAAAGUAAGCUCAUCAUGUUGGUAGAUGAUUUCUACUAUGGCAGAGACGGUGGCAAGGUGAGCCAGCUCCUCAGCUUCCCCAAGGUUCCCACUUCCUUCAGGUGUCCACACUGCACCAAGAGGCUAAAGAACAAUAUACGGUUCAUGAACCACAUGAAGCACCACGUGGAGCUGGACCAGCAGAAUGGUGAGGUGGAUGUGCACACCAUCUGCCAGCACUGCUACAGGCAGUUCUCCACCCCCUUCCAGCUCCAGUGCCACCUGGAGAAUGUCCACAGUCCCUAUGAGUCAACAACCAAGUGCAAGAUCUGUGAGUGGGCGUUCGAGAGCGAGCCCAUGUUCCUGCAGCACAUGAAGGACACCCACAAGCCUGGGGAGAUGCCCUAUGUGUGUCAGGUCUGUCAGUACCGCUCGUCCCUCUAUUCCGAAGUGGACAGCCAUUUCCGGAUGAUCCACGAGGACACACGGCACUUGCUCUGUCCUUACUGCCUCAAGGUCUUUAAGAAUGGAAAUGCUUUCCAGCAGCACUUCAUGAGGCACCAGAAGAAGAGUGUUUAUCACUGCAACAAGUGCAGACUCCAGUUCCUCUUUGCCAAGGACAAAAUCGAACACAAGCUGCAGCACCACAAAACUUUCCGGAAGCCCAAACAGUUAGAAGGAUUAAAACCUGGAACCAAGGUGACAAUCAGAGCAUCCAGAGGACAACCACGGCCAGUGCCAAUCUCCUCAAACGACAUGUCGCACAGCAUGGGACAGGACUCCACUCAGCUGUCAUCCUCCUCAGACCCUCAGCCCAUCUUCCUGUACCCUCCUGUCCAGAGGAACGUCCAGAAGAGAGCGGUCAAAAAAAUGAGUGUCCUGGGCAGACAGACCUGCCUGGAGUGCAGCUUCGAGAUCCCUGACUUCCCAAACCACUUCCCCACCUACGUGCAUUGCUCCUUGUGUCGCUACAGCACCUGCUGCUCCCGCGCCUACGCCAACCACAUGAUCAACAACCACGUCCCUCGGAAGAGUCCGAAGUACUUGGCUUUGUUUAAGAACUACACUGCCUGUGGUGUAAAGCUGUCUUGUUCCUCCUGUCUCUUCGUGACGUCCGAGGGCGAUGCCAUGGCCAAACAUUUGGUCUUCAACCCAUCCCACGAGUUCAGUAACAUCAUUUUUCGAGGGCCUACUUGGAUAUCACAUUCCAGGCACAUCCAACCCCAGGACAAAAGCCUGAAGAACACCUGCCCUGCCUAUUCCCCAAGUAAAGCUGCUACUGUGAAAACCAAGUCCGUGGAACCUCCCACAGGUGACCUGGAGCCCGAGCUGGCGCCAACAGCCCAUGACAGGCCCCUGCCAGGCCAGGAGGAGGAGGAGGAGGAGGAGGAAGGCUUAAACCCUGAUGCUCGAGAAGAUGAGCAGCCCACGAAGGAGCCAGAACCUGCCAGCAAAAAGGAGCAACUCUCGGUUAAAAAGCUGCGAGUUGUCCUCUUUGCUCUGUGCUCCAACACUGACCAGGCAGCAGAACACUUCAGGAACCCUCCGCGGCGCAUCAGGCGCUGGCUGAGGCGCUUCCAGGCCUUCCAGGAGGAGAACUUGGCAUCCCUGUCCGAAGGGAAGUACCUCAGCUUGGAGGCUGAGGAGAAGCUGGCGGAGUGGGUCCUGAUGCAGCGAGAGCAGCAGCUCCCUGUCAACGAGGAGACUCUCUUUCAGAAGGCCACCAAGAUUGGGAGGUCCCUGGAAGGAGGCUUCAAGAUCUCUUACGAGUGGGCAGUGAGGUUCAUGCUGAGGCACCACCUCAGCACCCACACGCGCAGGGCGGUGGCUCAUCCCCUCCCCAAAGACGUGGAGGACAACGCUGGUUGCUUCAUCGAGUUCGUCCAGCGCCAGAUCCACACUCAAGACCUUCCUCUGUCCAUGAUCGCAGCCAUUGAUGAGAUCUCCCUGUUCCUGGACGUGGAAGUGCUGAGCAGUGAUGACAGGAAGGAGAAUGCCCUGCAGAUGGUAGGCAAUGGCGAGCCCUGGUGCGACGUUGUCCUGACCAUCCUUGCCGACGGCAGCGUCCUCCCGACGCUGGUCUUCUACAGAGGACGUGUCCAGCAGCCUGCCAACGUGCCAGAAUCCAUCCUGCUGGAGGCAAAGGAGAAUGGAUACAGCGAUGAUGAAGUGAUGGAGCUGUGGGCAUCGCGUGUGUGGAGGAAGCACACGGCGUGCCAGAACAGCAAGGGUAUGUUGGUGCUGGACUGCCACCGAACGCAUCUCUCCGAGGAGGUACUGUCCGUGCUGAGUGCUUCCAGCACUCUCCCAGCCAUUGUCCCAGCUGGCUGCAGCUCCAAAAUCCAGCCCUUAGAUGUUUGUAUAAAGAGAACUGUGAAAAACUUUUUGCAUAAAAAGUGGAAAGAACAAGCCAAGGAGAUGGCAGACUCCACCUGCGACUCGGACAUCCUUCUCCAGCUGGUUCUGUGCUGGCUGGGAGAGGUCCUGGAGGUCAUUAGUGACUCUCCAGAACUGGUCCAGCAAUCCUUCCUGGUGGCCAGCGUGCUGCCAGGGCCAGAUGGCACGGCCAACUCGCCCACGCGCAACGGUGACAUGCAGGAGGAGCUGAUCACCUCCCUGGAGGAGCAGCUGAAGCUCACUGAGGAGCGCCAUGAGGCGACGGCGGCGGCGGCGGCUGCAGAGCUCCAGGAUCGGAGCCAGCCCGAGGAAUCUGCAGAUCCAGAGAUCCUCCAUCAGCUCUUCGAAGGAGAAAGCGAGACUGAAUCAUUCUAUGGCUUUGAAGAUGCUGAUUUGGAGCUGAUGGAGAUGUGA
Molecule: messenger RNA, 4011 nt
Organism: Acanthisitta chloris (rifleman)
Lineage: Eukaryota; Metazoa; Chordata; Aves; Passeriformes; Acanthisittidae
Gene: POGZ
Product: pogo transposable element with ZNF domain
Exons: 17
Coding region: 1-4011 (1336 amino acids)
Biological process (GO): regulation of DNA-templated transcription
Molecular function (GO): DNA-binding transcription factor activity, RNA polymerase II-specific; RNA polymerase II cis-regulatory region sequence-specific DNA binding
Source: RefSeq, a predicted model, not a curated record